Penaeus indicus is the source of this 3123-nucleotide messenger RNA. RefSeq lists its product as uncharacterized. Gene Ontology annotation, molecular function: protein kinase activity; G protein-coupled GABA receptor activity. Gene Ontology annotation, biological process: protein phosphorylation; gamma-aminobutyric acid signaling pathway; G protein-coupled receptor signaling pathway. Lineage: Eukaryota; Metazoa; Arthropoda; Malacostraca; Decapoda; Penaeidae. Gene Ontology annotation, cellular component: G protein-coupled receptor heterodimeric complex; membrane. The record is from RefSeq and is a predicted model, not a curated record. The coding region runs from base 1 to 3123 and encodes 1040 amino acids. The transcript is spliced from 20 exons.
AUGAAGGUGUCUAUUGAAAAGCAUGAUAGCUUAUCUUGCUUGGCAGAGCCUCCACCCAAGUAUGUUUAUGACAAGUCCGAGCAGCUCCAAGUGCCCCUGACGCUUGACACUUCCCAGAGGCUUUCGCAUCAGCUGACAACCGCAGUCGUCAAGAUUUUGCUCGAGGAAGGGCUUGGCUACCAGAACGUAACUAUUAUAAAGUACGAAGAGGAUUCAUUCAAUUCAGAAAUUGCGCUGAGUCGACUAAAAUCCCCCCACAAGUACAAAAGCAAGCCCCCGAAGGCCAUGAUCAACUUGGAGGUGUGGCUGCCGCCGAGGUUCCUGGAGGAGGACAACAUCGUCAAGAUGGACUGCGGCUCCCACGCCUCCGGCAGCAGAUUCGGAUGGUACAUCUCGAACAACAGCUACACUCAGACUGAGCAGAUCAUGGACCACUGGCGUUCCUUCCAGCGCGUGGAUGUUGUCCGAAUAUUUGAACUCACGCAAGAAGAAGACACCACUCUGCAGAGAGAUUUCACGAAAUCAGGAGACAAAUACUUCUGCCAGCAUCCUAACUGUACUGAUGGAAUUUUUACACCACCGAUUUGCCGGGAGGGACCAUGUGCCACACUGCUUGUCGGUGACUAUAAUGAUUUUUCUGCAUUUCUUGUGGAUCAGGUGAUAGACCAGCACAUGCGAGUCCGCGUGGCCUGGAUUGGCCCCAAUCUCAACCAUCAGUUCCUGUGCAAUUUCCGAAGUCCCAAACCGCUGAUGUUUUUUGACUGGUGGCCAAAUCAGCUCUCAAAUUUAGAAGAGUUUAUGCCAGUAUCAUUUCCACCUUGCAGUAGCUACAAAGGGAUGAAUUCGUCGUAUUUAUGUAAUUAUGAAUUACAUUCUUUGAAGAAAAUGAUAUGGAGAAAUUUACCUGAGACUGCAAAAGUAGCUGUGGAGCUUGUGAAGCGGUUUUAUCUGAGUGAGGAAGACUACAGAGAACUACUGAGUCUCUACACAAACAUGACGUCGACGUGUGGUCGGAAUGCCUCCUUGAUUACAAAAUCACAGAGUGAAAUUAUCGAAGACGUCGCAUGCCAGUGGCUGCAGCGAUCACACAGCAAUGGGACGGAAGUUUGGGUAGACUGGCUGCCGCACGAUUACGCUGCCAAGACGGUUCUCUGGAUCGGAGGAAUCUUCCCCGUGAACUCGAAGAAAAACAAUGGAUUUACAAGCGCAACGCUCCUCAGGGCCGCGUACAUGGCGACGGACCGAGUGAACAAUAAUUCCGAGAUCCUGCAGGACUAUGACAUCAAGCUAAUGGUUCAGAACGGCGGCUGCAAGAGUGAGUACGUCCUGGCGUCGUUCAUCCACUACGUUCGCAGCGAGACGGGAAGCUCCCCCCUCGAGCAAAUGAUCGGAAUUCUAGGUCCUGCCUGUUCGGACACCGUGGAGCCUCUGGCCGGAGUCGCGAAGCACUUCUUCACUGUGGUUCUGUCCUACAGUGCCGAAGGCGCAAUAUUUAAUGACCGUGAGAAAUAUCCGUAUUUCUUCCGGACUAUCCCGGAAAACAAGAUGUAUGGAUCCGUGUACUCGGAGUUAUUCAAGUUGUUUGGGUGGAAACAGGUGGCAUCCCUUACUGAAGACUGCAACAAGUACAGUGAAUAUCUGACUCUGCUGCAGAACAUGUUGCCCAAGGGAGUUAAUCUAGUCAAUCGCAAGUUUCCACGCGCAGCCAAUAGGAACAUGACAGAUCACUUAUUAAAGCUAAAGGACAAGAAUUUGAAGAUCAUCAUAGCUGACUUCUACGCCGGCACCGCGAGGGAGGUUCUGUGCGAGGCCUACCACCUCAACAUGACGGCCAAGAACGACUACGUCUGGUUUCUGCCGAGGUGGUUCGCGAGCAACUGGUACGACACGGAGUACUACGCCAAGGACGAUGCAAAGAAAAUUCCCUGCAACAAAUCUAUGAUGAUUGAGGCAGUGGACCGGCACAUGGCCCUCGGCUACGCCUACUACGCCCACGACGACUUCAAGUACCACGAGGGCAAGACGGUAGGCGAGUGGCGGGAGGAAUACAAAGCUGUUUACCUGAAUCACAGUCAGAGUUUAACGGCGGACUACGCGGGCUACACCUACGACGCCGUCUGGACGUACGCCUUCGCACUGGACAAGCUGCUGAAGGAAGACAAGACGCACGUGUCGAACCUCCACAGUCCGAGAACAAACAAACGCUUUGUGGAAAUCAUUUCGCAGACGGAAUUCGAUGGCGUCUCGGGACACAUCAACUUCAAGGACGGACCGUCUCGCGAUGCCACUAUAAAUAUCAUGCAGUAUGUUUUCGACUACACCACCAUGACAGGGCAAUACAAGACGGUGGGCACCUUCACCAGCAAUGAUUCAGAGAAUAAAAUACUGAACAUGGAUCAGCAGAAUACGGAGUUCUUCAACGGUAUCCCCGGCGACGGCUCGCUGCCCAACUCCUGUCUGUUCGAAACCUUCAGGCAGAUCCUGGACGUGCGGUGCGAGGUCGCCAUCGUCAUUGUCAUGGUCCUCAUAUUUGCGGUGUUUGCCAUGAUACUGAUCGGGCUGUUCAUUGUCUACAAAAAGCGGUUUGAGAAGAUGUUGCCCGAGCAGCCGGCCUGGCCGCUCGGAGAACUGAUGUCCCUGGACGAGUGGGAACUUCCUCGAGAAAAGGUUGUGAUUAACCGCACCAUUGGCGAGGGCGCCUUUGGCACCGUGUUCGGAGGUGAGUGCCAGUUUGGGGAGAACUCCCCCUGGCUGGCAGUGGCAGUCAAGACGCUGAAGGUGGGGUCGACAGUUGAGGAGAAGCUAGACUUCUUGGGCGAAGCGGAAAUGAUGUUGCCACGUGACGCGCCCACGCUUGACGCCCCACGCUCGCGAACCCAAGCGAGGCUGCCCUCAUCGGAUAUAAGGGACUGCACACAUUUUGAGAAACCCAAAGAAAAAUUGAAAGAUAAAGUGGUUUUCAACAAAGUUCCUCAGUGCCAGUCUCAAGCAGUUAACAUUGAAGGCCAGGAAAAGCUUCUUCGGAAAUAUGACAGGGUGAAAAAUAGUACGUUAAGUUUGCCUCUACGCCAUAAAGACUGGUUUUCGGUGUGGCACCAGAGAAGUUGCCAUAGGGUAAAAUAG